GCGGGGUGUGAUGGUGCGCAGGUGUCUGACAGUGAUCUCUGUGUGCAGCGCUGUGGCUUCUCAGAGCUGUACUCCUGGCAGAGGGAGAGGAAGGUGAAGAAGGAGUUCUGUCUCCACGAUGGUCCACCCUAUGCUAAUGGAGACACACAUGUUGGGCAUGCCCUCAACAAGGUACUGUAUACUCUCACCCCCAAACUCGGCCUCAUCUAUCAGGACUACAAGCCUGUGUUCUGGUCCCCCUCCAGCAGGACAGCGCUGGCUGAGGCGGAGCUGGAGUACAAUCCCAAUCACGUGAGCCAGGCUGUGUACACCACCUUCCCUGUGAUCACGCCCCCUCCCAAACUGGCCUCCGCCACAGAGGACUGGUGCAGUGUGGGAGUUUUGGUGUGGACCACCCAGCCCUGGACCCUCCCUGCCAACGAGGCCAUCUGCUACAUGCCCAACGCACAGUACUCAGUUGUGAGGAGAGCUGACAACUCACAGCUCCACCUGGUGGCUACUGAGCGUAUUGCCAGCCUUGCCACCCUGCUGGGCACCCAGCUGGACACCACUGCCUCCUUCACAGGGUCCGAGCUGGAGGGUGGGGUUUGCAGCCAUCCCUUCAUCCCUGGCAAGGCGUCUCCACUGCUGCCCGCCAACCAUGUGACCAUGGGCAAGGGCACGGGAUUGGUGCACACCGCGCCCGCCCACGGCAUGGAGGACUACAGCGUCGCCUCGCACUUCAAGCUGCCCGUGGUGUGCCUGGUGGAUGAGGAGGGCCGGUUCCUGGAGCAGGCGGGGCCGGAGCUGUGCGGCAAGGAGGUGCUGGACCAGGGCAGCCGCACAGGUGAGUGUGGCAGUGCAGGCCCUGGAUCCUCUUGCAGGCUGACCCCUGUCUGGAGAGCGUCGUGGAUGACCGUGUGUCUGCUCUCUCCCGCAGACUCGGAUCCGCAGGCUGACGUCUACGUGGAGGGCAAGGACCAGCUGGGCGGGUGGUUCCAGUCCUCCCUGCUGACCAGCGUGGCUGUGCGCAACAAGGCCCCCUACAGGUCGCUGGUAGUGCACGGUUUUGCUCUGAGUGAGCAAGGGGAGAAGAUGUCCAAGUCUCUGGGGAACGUCAUGGACCCCGAUACGGUCAUCAAUGGGGGCCCGGUGAGGACGGACACGGUCUCUCACACAUUCAUCUCUCAAGCCAGAUCAUUGAAAAGGCCGGCUGUGCCUGAGGGAUUUCUGUUUCACCCUGUGCCACUGUCUCUUAGGCUGUACUGUGAUCCUGAAAGCUCGUUGGGUCGGCGUUCUUGCCAGACAGUACUGGAAGAGAUUCUAGAUGGGGUGACGCAUUCUAUCGCCCCCAUCCUUCCACACCUGGCUGAGGAGGUGUACCUACACUCACCUGGACGCACAGGUACACCCGGGCAGGAGCUCUGCCGACUGACGUAG
This is a messenger RNA of Lepisosteus oculatus (spotted gar), 1419 nucleotides long. Lineage: Eukaryota; Metazoa; Chordata; Actinopteri; Semionotiformes; Lepisosteidae. The record is from RefSeq and is a predicted model, not a curated record.